This is a messenger RNA of Aspergillus clavatus NRRL 1, 1722 nucleotides long. RefSeq names its product putative MFS transporter. Gene Ontology annotation, molecular function: transmembrane transporter activity. The transcript is spliced from 3 exons. NCBI's taxonomy places the organism in Eukaryota, Fungi, Ascomycota, Eurotiomycetes, Eurotiales, Aspergillaceae. The coding region runs from base 1 to 1722 and encodes 573 amino acids. The record is from RefSeq and is a predicted model, not a curated record. Gene Ontology annotation, biological process: transmembrane transport.
AUGAAUCGACAACAGGCCGCCGAAAAGGCCUUACAUGACCAGACAAACAUCCUACCAAUCGUCCAGCUAUUGAUUGUUUUCUCUGGCCUUGCGGUGUCUCUGCUCAUCACGUUCGUUGACCAGAAUGGCAUCAGUGUCACUUUGCCCACUAUCGCGAAAGACCUCAAUGCUGAAAACACAAUAUCUUGGGCGGGUACAUCUUCCUUGAUAGCAAAUACCGUGUUCACGGUGCUGUAUGGCCGUCUUUCGGAUAUCUUUGGUCGAAAAAUCGUUUACUUGUCGGCAAUUGGUCUGCUAUGUAUUGCGGAUUUGCUUUGUGGCCUAUCACAGAAUGCAGCCAUGUUUUAUGUAUUCCGGGGUUUCGCUGGUGUUGCAGGAGGUGGUGUCACUUCACUGACGAUGAUCAUUGUAUCUGAUAUUGUGACGCUCGAGGAACGUGGGAAGUAUCAAGGAAUCCUCGGUGGCUCCUUGGGAAUGGGCAAUGUGAUAGGACCAUUCAUCGCGGCAGCCUUCAUCAUGAAAUCGACAUGGCGCGGAUUCUUUUGGCUCCUGUCCCCUUUGGCAGCAUGUUCCGCCGUCGUCGGCUAUUUCCUGAUUCCGAAUAAUGCCCGCAAAGACGGUGUUAUGGAGAAUCUGAGACGGAUCGACUAUUUCGGUAUCAUCGCUUCGUCCAUUGGAAUCAUCUUCCUGCUCAUCCCGAUAUCUGGCGGUGGCUCCUACUUCCAAUGGAAUUCCGCGAUGGUGAUAAGCAUGCUUGUCAUUGGGACUUGCUCGCUCGUUGCAUUUGUCUUUAUCGAGUGGAAAGUGGCCACUCUGCCCAUGCUUCCAGUGGUGUUCUUCAAGAACAAGGUUCUGUGUGCUUUGUUUCCACAGAGCUUUCUUUUAGGUGCCGUCUAUCAAUCAUAUCUGUACUAUCUCCCACUAUAUUAUCAGAACGCACGAGGAUGGUCUCCAAUUGUCUCGGCAGCCCUGACAGCUCCAAUGGUCGGCUGCCAGUCAAUUGCGUCCAUCGUGUCUGGACAUUAUAUCUCUCGAACCAAGCGAUAUGGGGAAGUAAUUUGGGCUGGCUUUGGACUUUGGACACUGGGCGCGGGCCUGAUGCUAUUAUUUGACCAACAUACCCAUCCUGCUGUGAUCGCGGUCGUUGUCGGCAUCGCAGGCCUCGGCGUUGGCUGGACUUUCCAGCCGACAAUGAUUGCGUUCCAGGCUCACUGUACGAAGUCUCAUCGGGCAGUAGUGAUAUCGGACCGCAAUUUCUUCCGCUGCUUCGGAGGUGCAUGUGGACUGGCUGUCUCUGCUGCCGUCUUGCAGGCAACACUGCGAGCCAACCUCCCACAGGGCUAUCAAUACCUGUCUCAUUCGUCUUAUUCCCUUCCCUCGUCAUCUGAUAUAUCCGCGUCGGACUGGUCACAGAUCCUCAAUGCUUAUGCCAAAGCCUCAAGAGGCGUUUUCAUCCUGCAGGUUCCUCUCAUUGGGUUGUGUUUUAUUGCCUGUCUCUUUAUCCGGGAUCGUGGUCUCGAACGGCCUAAGGAACCAGGAGAGGAGGAAGAAAGUCAAGAUACGGCACAAAGGCCGGAUGAAGAACAGCCUAAUGCAAUCGGGGUUCCCCUGAAGUCGGAGAAGGUCGUGAAUGGCGAGGCAAAGGGGGGGGUACUGCCUACAGGGCAACAUCCCGUCGGUGCUGUGCUGCCAUCUCAGGAACAUGCAGCACAGCAGUCAUGA